Molecule: messenger RNA, 2185 nt
Organism: Gadus morhua (Atlantic cod)
Lineage: Eukaryota; Metazoa; Chordata; Actinopteri; Gadiformes; Gadidae
Gene: slc1a4
Product: solute carrier family 1 member 4
Exons: 8
Coding region: 191-1819 (542 amino acids)
Biological process (GO): L-serine transport; L-glutamate transmembrane transport
Cellular component (GO): plasma membrane
Molecular function (GO): L-serine transmembrane transporter activity; L-aspartate transmembrane transporter activity; L-alanine transmembrane transporter activity
Source: RefSeq, a predicted model, not a curated record
UUGGUUGAGACUCAGCGCCGCUCCGACGCGCGCCGCUCCAGCCUACUCACUGGAAGCGUAAGCGCACCGACCACGCUGCUCUCUCAGCCCGGAUAGUUGGUUCUCCCUGCUGCUCAUAGACUUAAAGGACAUUAGACUCAUAUUCAUCAGGGUAGACUAUAGAAACUAUAGUUCACAGUUGAGUUGAGGGAUGGCGAAGAGCAAGGGAGAAAUCAACGGCCACGCGAUGCCCCACUCGGAGUCCACCGACCAGAUCCUGGACCGGCAUCGGACCAGCGAGCAGAAGAGCUUCGGACAGAAGUUGAGGGGUUUCCUCCGGAGGAACCUCAUGGUGAUCCUCACCGUGUCCGGCGUGCUGGUGGGCGUCGGGCUGGGCAUGAUGGUGAGGAAGAUGAACCUGACUCGGGCGCAGAUGACUUACUUCGCCUUCCCUGGGGAGAUGCUGCUGAGGAUGCUGAAGAUGAUCAUCCUGCCGCUGGUCGUGUGCAGCCUCGUCUCAGGCGCCGCCAGCCUGGACACGCGCUCCCUGGGCAAGCUCGGCGGCAUCGCCGUGGGCUACUUUCUGGGGACCACCCUCAUCGCCUCCUGCAUCGGCGUGAGCCUCGCCUUUAUCAUCAAGCCCGGCGUGGGCGCGGGGGCUUUGAACACCAACAGCCUCGCGCUGGAGAGCAUCAGCAACGACAAGGAGACAGCCGACUCUUUUUUAGACCUCGCGAGGAAUUUAUUUCCAGCGAACUUAGUGGCAGCUGCUUUCCGUUCUUACGCCACCGACUACAAGAUGGUGGCCACUGGAAAUGACACCAAUGGAACGGCCCUCUACCAGAAGGUCCCCAUCGGUACAGACACGGACGGUAUGAACAUCCUGGGUCUGGUGUUGUUCGCCAUGGUGUUCGGCGUCGCGCUCAGGAAGCUUGGGCCGGAGGGGGAGGAGCUCAUCCGCUUCUUCAACGCCUUCAACGAGGCCACCAUGGUGCUGGUGUCCUGGAUCAUGUGGUAUGUGCCGUUGGGCAUUAUGUUCCUGGUGGGCAGCAAGAUCGUGGAGAUGGAGGACGUGGUCCUGCUGGUCACCAGCCUGGGGAAGUACAUCUUCGCAUCCAUCCUGGGACACAUCAUCCACGGCGGCGUCGUCCUGCCCCUCAUCUACUUUGCCUUCACCCGCAAGAACCCCUUCACCUUCCUGUCGGGCCUCAUCACCCCCUUCACCACCGCCUUCGCCACCUGCUCCAGCUCUGCGACCCUGCCCUCCAUGAUCAAGUGUGUGGAGGAAAACAACGGCGUGGACAAACGCAUCAGCCGUUUCAUCCUGCCCAUCGGCGCCACUGUCAACAUGGACGGUGCCGCCAUCUUCCAGUGUGUGGCGGCCGUCUUCAUCGCCCAGCUCAACAACCACGAGCUGAAUGCCGGACAGAUCUUCACCAUCCUAGUGACAGCCACAGCAUCCAGUGUUGGUGCAGCCGGCAUCCCAGCCGGUGGCAUCAUCACCAUAGCGAUCAUCCUGGAAGCCAUUGGCCUUCCAACCAAUGACCUGUCCCUCAUGCUGGCCGUUGACUGGAUUGUGGACCGCACCACCACGGUGGUGAACGUGGAGGGGGACGCGCUGGGGGCGGGGAUCCUUCACCACAUCAACCAGCAGGAGAUGAAGAAGAAGCAGCAGGAGGCGGAGCUGGGGGAGGACGAGGAGGAGGAGGCCGAGGAGCUGCUGGAGGUCAGGGUGGAGGCGGUGGCCAACCGGGCAGACGGGGAGAGCUCUCCGCUGGUCAGGCACCAGGCAGUCCGGACCCCCGAGGGCACGCCGGAGGCCAUCGAGUCCAUGCUGUGAACCCUGGGAGGGGCCUGCCGCGGCUCCCCCGUCCGCUCUGGGGCCGAUCUCCUCUGAUUGGCUGUUCGUCUGGAGGUUUGGAUUUGUGCCACUUGUGACAUUUUUCGUCUCUGUUGUUGCUGCUGCUGCUCUGAGUUGACCUAAAGUGCGGUCACACAGGUGCGCAUAUAACACACCCACACAAAAACACACAGGCGCGCGUGGACACAAGCACACACACAGACGCAUACACACACGCACACACAUACAAACACAGGCACUCACACACGCACACUCUUUGCUCUCCUUCCGUCUCUAUUUGUCCCUCUCUCUCUCUUUGCUCCUCUCACACUUUCCCAUUAAAGAAGUUGGUCCCUGUUUCCUUUA